Molecule: messenger RNA, 2926 nt
Organism: Puccinia graminis f. sp. tritici CRL 75-36-700-3
Lineage: Eukaryota; Fungi; Basidiomycota; Pucciniomycetes; Pucciniales; Pucciniaceae
Exons: 13
Coding region: 626-2527 (633 amino acids)
Source: RefSeq, a predicted model, not a curated record
UGAAAGGGUCCUAGCUUGGCCUGUUCUUAGGGCUAUGGUGUAUGGACUUAUUGCCAAAAACAAAUUGUUGUUGCUGGGCUUGGCAGUGCUGAAAUGAACUCUAUAUGCAUUUAGCUGCUUGUACCCUAUUGUGCCCUGAUUUUGGAAUUUGCAAGUAAAUUGUAGACACUCCUACAUACAACAUGUCUCCCAUCUGCAAGACAUGCAUCCUCCUUUCCACCCCCAUCCAUUUCAACCUCCCAGGCCAAACCAGCUACCAAUCAGAACUCUUGCACCCUUCUUUCCAUCUCUCUUUGACUCCCACUUCCCUCCAUCCCAUCCCAUCCUCCCUCCCCCCUCAUCCCCAAACAGCAUCCUACAUACACUGCUCUUUGUUCUCAAUUGAGUUUGCUCAGCUCAUUAUCAUCCAAACACCAAACACCCAUCAGAUCUUCCUCCUCAUUCCAUCCCUCAUCUCACUUCAAGUUUUGACUUGAUACUUGCCACACUACAUCACCACUUGGCUGCCAUACAUACUGCAUAGUUGUACCUUGGUGUAAUAGUCGCACUGCUCCCCUGUCCGCUCUACGCACCCCAACCCGUAAAGCUGCCUACUACUUAACACACUUACAUCCUUCGUCGUAUCAUGCCGAUUGGAUACGUCACCGACUCCGACAAUGACACAGAUCAGUUGGACGGUGGAGCAAGUGAGUCAGACUGCGAUGAUAAAAUUAUUCCCGGGGCCCUCCAAAGUGCCAACUGUCGUGUAUGGUCUAUUCGCGAACUUUACAGCAGAAUGAAUAAUAACACCAUAGACGUCGCACCCCCCUAUCAGCGUGAUGUCGUAUGGACCAAACCUUCUCAAUCUGCCCUUAUCGAUUCGAUAUUAAAAAACAAAUGGGUCCCAACGCUACUCUUCAGUGAACGGCCGGCUUGUGUUGAUCGCCACGGAAAAAAACGCAAAGCGAGAUGGGUUUGUAUGGAUGGCAAGCAACGCUUGACCAGUAUCAAACUCUUCCUCGAUGGGGUAAUUCCUUGGUACAUCAAGCCGAAACAGCCGCUUUUUUUCAAACAAUCCAAUCCACCACAGCCCUCAAGGAAGCUUCUGACAGAAGAGCAGCAAGAUGUCUUUCUUAGUCGUGGGCUUACUGCUGCCAUGUAUAAUCAACUCACUGAACUUCAAGAGCGCGAUAUCUUCAGAUUAGUCCAGGAGGGAAAACCUCUGACGGCGGGUGAGAAGAUGCACGCUUCUUCCGGACCAUGGGGAGUCUACGUUGACGAAUUGACUGAGAGAUACAUGGUUAGGAACGAGGAUCAUCCUAACGGUUGGUGCGGGAGAAUAGCAAAUCUUACACGUGGUUCUGAUUUCAAAACUAUGGCACAGAUUGUUAUUAUGAUACGGGAUAGAAUAUAUAAUUCGCCCGAUCCCCCUCGUUUUUUGACAACCGUGAAGGUUCAGAAAGAGCUGGAUAUCCUGUCCCAAACUGAGGUCCCCGACAAGCUGAAGCGCGAAAUUGAACAAGUGCUGGACUACUUUAUGGAUCUCUCGACGCUUGCGCCUCCAAUGACUCCAUACACCAUCGUAUUAGGAACCCCUGACGCCCUAUUUUACCCAAUUCAAAAGGGCAAAAAGACAAUGAUAGCUCCUGUCGAGAUGGUUUGGAUUCCUUACUUGAUUGCGGUUCAUGCUAAAGAACUUACAAGGGGUAAGGUAUUGGAGAUGGUUGAACUGUACAAAAUUGAUGUUCGAAAAAAGUAUCCCAACGAAGUCAAAAGUAAUGCUCCACUCACGGCUUGGACCGCAAACUGGAUUGAAAACUUUGAUCUGGCAAGACUACAAGGUAAAUACCAGGGUUGGUUUGUCCCUCGUCCAACCCCUCAACCUGUAUUUCAAGACGAAACCAAACCUGAAGGCUCGGGAUUGCGAGACAUGGCCAGGCGUAAUCUAUCGAUUCAAACCGCUGCUAAGAGAGACGCGCCUACCCCAGACCCAACACUUGCCUCGAGCCCCUGUACAUCGACAGCGUCUCUACCCAAGAGACCCCGCCGCUCUAUUCCGGGACCUGCUGGCCAAGGCGCCGCUAAGUCCCCCACCAUACCAUUUCAGCCAAAUCGCAAUUCAUUGCCGAAAGACUCCACACCAUCCAUGCGUCCGGUGGCUCAAACCCGCUCUAGCACGAACUCCAGCGCGGGCAUACCACCUACCAGCGAUGCUCUCAAAGCACGAGCGUUGGCUCAACGAGCUCAAGCCGUAGUCGCAUGGAGCCCGAAUCUGAUGGGUAAUGGCCAGCAGUCCACCGCUAGCUCGUUACCGAGCCAAACUAUCGCGUAUCACGCGACCGACUCUGGAGCUGUUCGACCUGGCGCUCUGCCCCAGAACGGCCCCCGCCUCGUUCCAAAUUAUCCUAGCCGCCCAUCUAACUUUUUGCUACCCAACAAACCGAUGUCGCCCAACAUGUCAGCAAUUCCGCAACAGCAAACCAAUGGAAACACACAUGUUCUCCAAUCGGCCUCAACAACUCAUCCCAACAUCCCUAAUUGGCUCUGAAAGGGAUCUGUGUAGAACUUCCAUACUCACACAUCUUCAGAACAUGCAUCACAAAAAAAAACAGUCAAGCAUUUCGUGCUCAUUUUGAACCGAAGCCCAGCAAAUCAACUUCACAACAUAAUGUCUUGACAGUUUCCUUUUUGGAUUAAAUCUCACUACAUAUUCCUUCCGUUAUUCCUUCUGAUCCCGUCGCAUUUUAUCAUCCAUUUUCAAAACAUCAAAAGGACCGUUUUCUAGUCCAGACAAUUCAUCGUUGAUUGUGAAAUUGUACGAUUACUUUUAUAUGACCUAGACGUUUUGUUCAUCAGUGGGUAACCAAUUCAAGCAACCCCCUUUGAAUCAUUCCUUUGGAGUCUGCUCUGCAUGUACUUUGGCUGGGACUUGGUUUUUCUCUUUAGG